Molecule: messenger RNA, 893 nt
Organism: Linderina pennispora
Lineage: Eukaryota; Fungi; Kickxellomycota; Kickxellomycetes; Kickxellales; Kickxellaceae
Product: helical backbone metal receptor
Exons: 2
Coding region: 1-870 (289 amino acids)
Source: RefSeq, a predicted model, not a curated record
AUGUCGCUGCUUCCAUCAGCGACCGAAAUCCUGUGCGGCAUUCCUGGCGGCAAGCGGCUGCUGGUUGCACGCAGCUCCGAGGACGACUAUCCGAGCGACAUUGUGCAUCUGCCUGCGGUUAUCGACCAGAUCACCAAAUUCACCACCUCGGCAGACGUCGACAAGCAGGUGAAGGAGAAGAUGAAGGAGCUCGGUACACUGUAUGUGGUCGACCGAGAUCGUAUCGAGGUGCUAAAGCCUGAUGUGAUUCUGACACAGGAUCUGUGCCGCGUGUGCUCGAUUGACCUGAUGACUGUCGAGAGGAUCGCACAGACUAUGGAUCCACAGCCGCAGGUCCUAAAUCUGAGCCCCGUGUGUCUGGAAGAUAUGCUUGACAAUGUCACUGAGGUGGGCCAGGCUGCUGGUCUCGAGGCAGAGGCCCAAGAGUAUCGCAAGCCAAGGGUUGCGUUCAUGGACUGGGUUGAUCCGAUAAUUGUUGGCGGACACUGGAUGCCACAGAUGAUCGAGAUUGCAGGCGGGAUUGCAUUGCUCAACCCAGCCUUUACUGGCGACAACGGCCACCGCCAUGGCGACCGUGCGAUCAAGGUCACCCCUGAAGAGCUGCUGGAAGCCAAGCCUGAUGUGCUCAUCAUUGCCGCAUGCGGUCUGGAGAUGCACACGCUCCGCAAGGAGAUCGGGCUGAUCAGCGGCCGCGAUAGCUGGAAGGCGAUUCGCGCUGCAGUCCCACGUAUUGUCAUUUGCGAUGGCCACUACUACUUCAACCGGCCAGGUCCGCGUCUAGUCGACUCACUCGAGUUCAUGGCCGGCUACAUUAACAAGGUGCCUGAUCUCAUCCCUGGGGGCUUCGAAUACGAGGAGUUGCAGAAAUAGUCAUUCAAUAAAUUCGCUAACAG